Messenger RNA from Belonocnema kinseyi, 852 nucleotides. RefSeq lists its product as uncharacterized. Gene Ontology annotation, molecular function: protein dimerization activity. Lineage: Eukaryota; Metazoa; Arthropoda; Insecta; Hymenoptera; Cynipidae. The record is from RefSeq and is a predicted model, not a curated record. Bases 1 to 852 code for a protein of 283 amino acids. The transcript has a single exon.
AUGGAGAAACUAGAAAUAGCUUUCAUGACUCAAUUUGGGCACGAAGUUCUUGAUCGUUUCAAUAAAACCAGCAAGUUUUUGCAGACGGUAGAGCUAGAUUUGGUUACUGGUGACAAAAUGUUACAAUCGUUAACCGAAUUUAUUAAUGAAAUGCGAAAUAAGUUCGAUGAAAUUCAAAAAAAUGCCAAGAAGUUAGGAUGUUUUGUUAGUCAACAUUAUAGUGAUGAGAAUAAGCGUAUUAAAAGAAAAAAAUUUCCAAAUAGCAAUGUUGAAACUUCUCCAAGUUUGAAUGGCGAGGAGAAAUUUAAAAUUGAAAGUUUUCAUACUAUGGUAGACAAACUAAAAAUGGAAAUACAGAAGCGAAGUUCGGCUUACAGCAAAAUUACAGAAAUUUUCGGCUUCUUAACAAAUUUGCGUGAAAUGAAUUUAAAAGAUAUUAAGAAAAGUGCCUCUAAAUUUGUAGAUUUUUACACUGAAGAUUUGGAAGUUACCUUAGCCACUGAACUAGAACAAUUUGUUCCUUUCUUGAAAUCUGCUCAUAAAGACAGAAAAUUAUCAGCUUUAACUAUUUUUAAAUGGAUGUCAGAUUCAGAAAUAACGUCGAUUUUCCCGAAUGUAUAUAUUGCUUAUAGACUCUUCUUAACCAUUCCCAUCACAAAUUGUGAAGCUGAGCCAUCUUUCUCAACUCUAGCUAGGGUGAAAUCAGAACUUCGUUCAACUAUGAGUGAUAAAAGAUUAACUGGUCUUAGUUUGCUGGGAAUCGAGAAAGAUCUUCGAAAGACAUUAUCUUUUGAAGAUCUAAUAAAAGAAUUCGCAAACGCAAAAGCGAGAAAAAAUUUUGUUUUCACUUAG